CUUAGUUUGCAGCAGGUCGGAAUGAAGGUGACAGCUCUUUGUCUUCUUCUCAUGAUUGAAUUUGUGGAUUCUGACGAAACAACAGUCUCUGUGACAGUUUUUCCUGAAAGACUGCAAUUCUUUAAAUAUGAGCAUUUCUCUGUGAGCUGUGAGGAUAAGGAGGGGAAGAAGGAAGUGGCUGGAUGGAAAGUAAUGAUGAAGAUGGAGGAGGAAGAGGUGUGUUCAAGGCAGCCCCCCUACUUCGUCAGCGCUGCGUUUCCCACUUCAGACAGUGGAGUAUACUGGUGUGAAACUGAACUUGGAGCAACCAGCAAUGAUAUCAACAUCACUGUCACUGAUGGUCUUGUGAUCCUGAAGAGUCCAGUCCAUCCCGUGACGGAAGGAGUCAAUCUGACUCUGAGCUGCGCAUGCAAAGCUGAAGCAUCCAAAUGCAACCUCCCAGUAAAUUUCUACAAAGAUGGCAAGCUCAUCAACAGCAGUUCUACAGGAAACAUGACCCUCCUCAGUGUUUCCAGAUCUGAUCAAGGACUCUACAAGUGUAACAUCUCAGGAUCAGGAGACUCACCAGAGAGCUGGCUGACUGUCAAAGUGCCACCUGCAGGUGAGGAUCCUCCAAUGCCACAAGUGUCUGUCUCAACACUUGUCCGACACUUAGUGGUUGGAGCUCCUUACUUGAUUUCCACGGUUCUUCUGGGACUUAUUUAUAAAGACAGGAAGAGGGAGAAAAGAGACCAGGACAUUCAGACGAGACAUACAAGCAAUGAAGUCCUCAUGCAGAUAAUUACAUAGAUAUGAUGAUGCUCAACAUGCUCGUUAUAAAUGUUAUCAAUAACGAAUUGACAGCUCUGACAUAAUGUGUCUUUCCUUUGAACCAGAAUAGAACUUCGGCUUUUCUAUGUUUUAUGGCAGGUUUAACACAUUGGUGCCUGUGGGUUGCUGGUCAUUGUUUCUGUGCUCCUUGAAGUGAAUAAACAGGAAGUGUGGGGGUGUGAGGUAUUAAAUGUAAGCGUCUAAGGGCACAUAUAGGUCACUUAUACGCCUGUUUCUGUCUUUGUGCUAAAAUUAAUUUUAUCUAAAAUUCAGUCAUUGUUGCCUUAGUCGCAUACAUUGUUUAUAAUAGCAAUCAUUUACCAUCAAAGAUGAUAAAGAAUCAUUAAUCACAUAAAUCUGCAUGGCCUCAAUAUAAAGCCAUAAGUGUUAAAGUAGUAUACAUAACACUUAAAAGUCAGCAGAAGCAAUGCAACACCUUCUACUGUUUCCUCUAACUUAGUCAGGAGGUUGAAGUUUUGGUAAGCAACCCUCCGGUUUAACAGGAAGCUACCUUAUGUUUAGAAGAAACCCUGAUGGUCUUUUAUGCCACCCAUAUCUCACUUCUAUGACUGAAAAGACACAAAGACGUGGUUUUAAAUUGUGUUGAAAUCUAAAUUAUUAUUAUUAGGUGUUUCUAAUUAGUUUUAGUAGAAUUUAUGCUACAAACAUCUAAUCUACUAUGCAUAGCAAAGAAAUGAAAAGUAUACUACUAAGGUAUUUGUAGUUUUAAGUGGUAUUGUGUAUGUUUUUGCAAGAUUUAAACUGGUGCAACUGGAUCAUGUAUUGGAAAAAAAAAAUAGAAGAAUAGCAGGUAUUUUCUAUAGACAGCAUCCCAGUGACCUUUAGUGGUCUGAAACAAUGCAUCCACUCUUAGGUGGUUUCAUUUAACUAAGAAAUAUAAGUUUGAAUAAAUAAAAUCUGCAUCUGUUUUCCGUUUUGUUUUCAUUUUAGAUGUACAGCCUCUUGGUUAACACUUUGUUUUCAAACAUGCAUUUAAGUAUAUUGACUUGGUUUGGACAGUUAUAACUUGUAAUUGUAAUUAUAAUAAUAAUAAUAAAGUUGCACUGGAUUUGACUGCAGAAACAUUAGUAUGAACAAAGUACUAAUUUCUUUACGACCAAUUGUUUGUCUAUGUUUAU
This is a messenger RNA of Melanotaenia boesemani (Boeseman's rainbowfish), 1949 nucleotides long. Its product is annotated as high affinity immunoglobulin gamma Fc receptor I-like. The record is from RefSeq and is a predicted model, not a curated record. Gene Ontology annotation, biological process: cell surface receptor signaling pathway. The coding region runs from base 22 to 789 and encodes 255 amino acids. NCBI's taxonomy places the organism in Eukaryota, Metazoa, Chordata, Actinopteri, Atheriniformes, Melanotaeniidae. The transcript is spliced from 8 exons. Gene Ontology annotation, molecular function: transmembrane signaling receptor activity.